GGCCACAAAUGUUUGCUGGGAAUUCCAGAGGAGCAGGCAUGUGGCAUCGCAUAGUUCUGCUCGGCUGCAUGUGGAGUGCAUUUUUCGUGUGCCACAGCCAUGGGCAACAAAUCAACAUUGGUGCCUUCUUCUACGAUGAUGAACUGGAUCUGGAAAAGGAGUUCAUGGCGGUGGUCAACGCCAUAAAUGGACCUGAAUCGGACCAAACCCACCGCUUUUACCCACUGAUUAAACGCCUGAAGCCCGAGGAUGGGAGUGUGGCGAUGCAGGAGCAGGCCUGCGAUCUUAUAGAUAAUGGUGUCGCGGCUAUUUUCGGACCAAGUUCAAAGGCGGCGAGCGACAUCGUUGCCUUGGUGUGCAACAACACCGGUAUACCGCACAUUGAGUUCGAUGUGGCGGAUGAGGAGCACCAAGAGGAGAGACCCAACCACCAACUCACGCUGAACCUCUAUCCCUCACAGGUUAUAUUGUCCAAGGCCUAUGCGGAUAUUGUCCAGAACUUUGGGUGGCGCAAGUUCACUAUUGUCUAUGAUGCAGACGAUGCUAAGGCUGCAGCUCGCCUGCAGGAUCUUUUGCAGUUGCGGGAGGUUCACAAUGAUGUGGUGCGGGUGAGGAAGUUCCAGAAGGACGACGACUACAGGGUCAUGUGGAAGAGCAUCAGGGGUGAACGACGAGUGGUCUUGGACUGCGAGCCCAGCAUGUUAGUGGAUCUCUUGAACUCCUCCACUGAGUUUGGCCUAACUGGGCAGUACAAUCACAUAUUUCUAACAAAUUUGGAGACCUACACCGACAACCUGGAGGAACUGGCGGCGGAUAACGAAACUUUUGCCGUGAACAUAACAGCUGCUCGUCUCUUGGUCAAUCCCGAUCCGCCUGCGGUGAUACUCUCUCCUUAUGGGUACGUCGUUCAAAGGGAGAACGUCGUCUAUGAAAGCAAUGAACCGCCACGCACUCUCCUCCACGACCUGAUUCAUGAUGCACUGCAGCUUUUUGCGCAGUCCUGGCGGAACGCCAGCUUCUUUUACCCGGACAGGAUGGCCGUGCCGAGGAUAACCUGCGACCUUGCCGCAUCCGGAGGUCGCACCUGGGCCAUGGGUCGCUAUCUCGCACGCCUCAUGAAGGGGACUUCCGGCGUGAACAACGCCAACUUCCGGACAAGUAGCCUGCAGUUCGACGAGGACGGACAGCGGAUAACGUUCAACAUCGAGGUGUACGACCCCUUGGAUGGCGUUGGCAUAGCCACCUGGGACCCAAGGGGUCAGGUGACGCCGCUCAACGUGGACACCAAGGCGCAGAAGAAGAUUAUCUAUCGAGUGGCCACCAGAAUCGGCCCACCAUACUUUUCGAUUAACGAGACGGCAAUGGAGCUUAACAUGACAGGCAACGCCCUAUAUCAGGGAUAUGCCGUGGACCUUAUCGACGCUAUUGCGGCGCAGGUCGGAUUUGAGUAUGUCUUCAUUCCAGUUGCCGAUCAGCAGUACGGAAAGCAGGACAAGGACACUAAGCAGUGGAACGGAAUAAUCGGAGAAAUAAUCAAUAAUGAUGCUCACAUGGGAAUCUGCGAUCUGACCAUCACCCAGGCUCGCAAGACCGCAGUGGAUUUCACGGUGCCCUUCAUGCAGCUGGGCGUCAGCAUCCUCGCCUACAAAAGUCCCCAUGUGGAGAAGCCACUCGAUGCGUACCUAGAACCCUUUGGAGGAGAGGUCUGGAUCUGGAUCCUUAUAUCGGUGUUUGUGGUGACUUUUCUCAAGACAAUCGUGGCGCGAAUCUCCAAUAUGGACUGGGAGAACCCGCAUCCGUGCAACCGCGAUCCUGAAGUACUCGAGAAUCAGUGGCACAUCCACAAUACUGGGUGGUUGACUGUGGCAUCCAUUAUGACAGCAGGAUGUGACAUUCUACCAAGGAGUCCACAGGUGCGCAUGUUUGAGGCCACUUGGUGGAUUUUCGCCAUCAUCAUUGCCAACUCCUAUACGGCCAACUUGGCUGCCUUUUUGACCAGUUCCAAGAUGGAGGGCAGCAUAGCCAACUUAAAGGAUCUGAGUGGCCAGAAGAAGGUCAAGUUUGGCACCAUCUACGGCGGAAGUACCUACAAUCUUCUGGCCGACUCCAACGAGACUGUCUACCGCCUGGCCUUUAACCUGAUGAACAACGAUGACCCCUCUGCCUACACGAAAGACAAUCUUGAAGGGGUCGACCGAGUGCAGAAGAACAAAGGCGACUAUAUGUUCCUCAUGGAGACCACCACAUUGGAAUACCAUCGCGAGCAGAACUGCGACCUGCGCUCCGUGGGAGAGAAGUUUGGGGAGAAGCACUAUGCCAUUGCAGUUCCCUUCGGUGCGGAAUACAGAUCGAACUUGAGUGUGGCCAUCCUGAAGUUGAGUGAGACGGGGGCCCUGUACGAUCUUAAGCAGAGGUGGUGGAAGAACCCCAACGCCAGUUGCUUCGAGGAACCCGACACGGAUGCCACUCCUGACAUGAACUUUGAGGAGCUGCGCGGCAUAUUCUACACGCUGUACGUGGGAAUCCUGAUUGCCUUUCUCAUCGGCAUUACGGAGUUCCUGGUCUACGUACAGCAAGUGGCGCUGGAGGAAAGGCUCACUUUUAAGGCCGCCUUCAAGAAAGAGAUCUGGUUCGUGCUUUGCGUGUGGAACAACAAGAAACCUAUCGUAGCUGGCACACCGGUUUCUAGUGUCAGGAGUACACCCCGAAGAUCUGUGGAUAAGUCCCUGGAGCGUACUCCCAAGUCAAGUCGACGAAUUGUAAUAGGGCGUUCCUCGGAGGAGAUGCGGGAAAUGCCUCAAGGAUCUCGUUCUGGCUCCUCAUCGGGCACUAAUGAAGCUAAGGAGGACCAAAAAGAAGCGCGAGUUUAAAUCGGUUUACGUUGUGUGGUUUUUGAUAACUUUAAACCAAAAUAUAAGUUGAA
Drosophila eugracilis is the source of this 2923-nucleotide messenger RNA. It is a transcript of the gene GluRIIC, whose product is annotated as glutamate receptor ionotropic, kainate 2. The record is from RefSeq and is a predicted model, not a curated record. Gene Ontology annotation, cellular component: plasma membrane; postsynaptic membrane. Gene Ontology annotation, biological process: monoatomic ion transport; synaptic transmission, glutamatergic; modulation of chemical synaptic transmission. The transcript has 11 exons. NCBI's taxonomy places the organism in Eukaryota, Metazoa, Arthropoda, Insecta, Diptera, Drosophilidae. The coding region runs from base 9 to 2870 and encodes 953 amino acids. Gene Ontology annotation, molecular function: transmitter-gated monoatomic ion channel activity involved in regulation of postsynaptic membrane potential; glutamate-gated receptor activity.